AUGAAUUACGACGAAGACAGCGUGUCGUUAGACGUAAAUCAACCAAUCUUUGCUCUUACUCAAUACACCAAAUCCAAUUUCCGCGAUCAACCAAAUCUUCCUUUGGUUUCUGCUCCACCUUCUUCAGCUCAACAACAAGCACCUCAUUCAAGUGUUCCCCCGUUUCCCGAACUAGGCCUUGCCGUCGGCACAACCUUCAACUCUUGGGAAAAUGUCGACGAAUUUCUGCUGGCAUAUGGCCGACAACAAGGCUUUGUUGUCCGCAAGAAAAGGGUCGAAAAGGACGACGCAGGUUUAGUUCGAAAACGCACGUAUGAUUGUGAGCAUGGUGGAAGGUAUACACCGAAGAAGAAAGCACCAUUGAGCGAUCAACGAAAUAGGAAGUCAAAAAGAAUCGAAUGCGGUUGGCAUAUUAAUCUAAGUUAUCCUAAGACAGGACAUCAUAUUACCGUAACAACAUUUAUUAAUGAACAUAAUCAUGACCUGAAUUGUGAUUACAGUGGGAAAGAGCCUGGAAGAUCAGGACGAAUGUUUAGAGGGUUGAAUGGACGUCGUAAGAAAGGACUUUAUGCUGGAAGUUUAGAACAAAUACAGGCGGAACCACAGCGACCACACGAUGUAAUGAUGGAAGUUGAAUCUGUACAGGCAAUGGAUGACGAAGGCGAUGUUUUACCACCGCUGGAUUCGCAUCUAGCACAUACACAGAAUUUACAGCAACAAUCAUCUCAAUCCCAAAAAGGAAAUCAACGACAACAACAACAGCAACAGCAGCAGCAACUACGGCAAUCACAGCUAUCUGAGCAGCUACAACAGCAAUCACAACAGCAAGAAUUACAGCAGCAACCACAGCAACAACCACAGCAUCAACAACUAUCACAACAAUCACAACAACGACGACAACAACAACCACAACAACCACAACAACAACAACAACAACAACCACUACAACCACUACAACCACUACAACAACCACAACAACAACUACAACUACAGCAACAACAGCGACAGCAACUACAGCAACAAGAACAACAACGUAAUCACAUAUCUCACACAACGACAAGCUCUUCAACCUCCACAUCCCAUUUCGCCCCAGCACAGUCUCAGGCACAAACACAAACACAAUUCACUUUUGUUCCUGGCCGUUACCGUCCAUCUUCCUUGAUUUCCCACCAGACAAAUUCGAAUUCUAUUCAUUCACAUACAAAACAUCGAUCUGCAUCAACCGCUUCGUCCGCAAACAAUACUGCAAUUCCACCCCAAAUUCUCGAGGAAAUAAAGUUCUAUACAAUUCAUGGAAAUCUUUCACCGCCCAUACAACGUUCAUUGUUGAAAUGCAAAUACCCUAAUAUUCCCAUUUCGGUAAGAGACAUUACAGCCGCAAUACAGAGAAUGCGAUCGAAUGGGGAGAGAAUGGGUUCGGAAAGGUGGGAAAGUGUAUCGGAAACGAGCAACAAUGCGUCGGAUGGUAACGAUAUGAAAAGAAUGUGGCUUUCAGAGCUGUCACGAAAAGCGUUGGCAUUAGCUAUUGAGUGUGGAGAUGAUAAGUAUGAACAAUUAUUAAUGGAUUAUAUCAACGAGAAAGCAAGCCCGAGGUGCGAAAGAGAACAAUAA
Paraglomus occultum is the source of this 1611-nucleotide messenger RNA. The record is from the annotation of a GenBank genome assembly. Lineage: Eukaryota; Fungi; Glomeromycota; Glomeromycetes; Paraglomerales; Paraglomeraceae.